AUGGGCAGCCUGGCAAACGAAGUCGCGUUUACCCCGCCUGCUAAGCAGAAGGCCAUGACGGUAAACGAUAACGACGAGGUGGUCAUUUGGGACGACGCGCCGUGCCCCAAGCUGCCCGCUGACCAGGUCUACGUCCGCAUCGACGCCGUCGCGCUCAACCCCAGCGACACCAAGAUGCGAGGCGCCUUCGCCACGCCGUGGGCCUUCCUGGGCACCGAUUACUGCGGGACGGUGGUCGCGGUGGGGUCCGGCGUCACGCACGUCAGGGUCGGCGACAGGGUCUACGGCGCGCAGAAUGAGAUGUGUCCUCGCACGCCCGACCAGGGGGCCUUUGCCCAGUACACCAUCACGCGUGGGGGCGUCUGGGCCAAGGUGCCCGACGGCUGGGCCACGGAAGCAGCCGCUGCCCUGCCUGCCGGCAUCAGCACGGCCGGCCUAGCCUUGAAGCUGCUUGGCAUCUCAUUGCCGUACACUAGUGAUGAUGCCAAGCCUGUCAAGACGGCGUACGUCCUGGUGUACGGCGGGAGCACCGCCACGGCCACCAUCACGAUGCAGUUCUUGAGAGAGUCCGGAUAUGUUCCCAUCGCCGUUUGCUCGCCUCACAACUUCGACCUGGCCAAGAGGAACGGUGCCGAAGAGGUGUUUGACUACCACGACUCACAAUGUGCCGAAAAAAUUACAAAGAUUGACAAGAACCCCUCUCCUUCUUCUCCCCCUCCUCAGCGUGCCUUUACAAAAAACAACCUUCGGUAUGCGCUAGACUGCAUCACAAACGUCGAGUCCUCCACAGCGUGCUUCAAGGCUAUCGGCCGCGCCGGUGGGCGGUACGUCUCUCUCAACCCCUUCCCCGAGCACGCGGCCACGCGGAAGAUGGUAACGACCGACUGGACCCUCGGCCCGACCAUUUUCGGAGAGGGCUCAACCUGGCCUGCGCCCUACGGUCGUGAGGGCUCCGACGAGGAGCGCGAGUUUGGAGCCCUGCUCUGGCGCGUCGCCGGAAGGCUCGUCGAAGAGGGCAAGCUGCGGCACCAUCCCUUGCGUGUGAUACAUGGAGGGUUGGAGCAGGUGAAGCAAUCGAUGGAGGUCGUCAGGGCCGGCGAGCUUUCCGGCGAGAAGAUUGUCGUUGUAUUUGAGCGCUAGAUCUAGUGGCACAUUGCGAGACUCUACCGUCUUCUAGUCUCUUGGCUUCGAGAUGUGAAGAUGGUUAUGGCAGUUUGAAUGCUAAUACCCAAUCGAAUUUUCGGC
Colletotrichum godetiae is the source of this 1245-nucleotide messenger RNA. Its product is annotated as enoyl reductase. The record is from RefSeq and is a predicted model, not a curated record. The transcript is spliced from 3 exons. Lineage: Eukaryota; Fungi; Ascomycota; Sordariomycetes; Glomerellales; Glomerellaceae. Gene Ontology annotation, molecular function: oxidoreductase activity, acting on NAD(P)H. The coding region runs from base 1 to 1140 and encodes 379 amino acids.